Molecule: messenger RNA, 714 nt
Organism: Leptosomus discolor (cuckoo roller)
Lineage: Eukaryota; Metazoa; Chordata; Aves; Leptosomiformes; Leptosomidae
Gene: CLDN16
Product: claudin 16
Cellular component (GO): bicellular tight junction; membrane
Molecular function (GO): structural molecule activity
Source: RefSeq, a predicted model, not a curated record
AUGAGGUUUUUCCUCCAGUAUAUGGGCUGUUUUUUUGCUUUUUUCUCUACUGGAUUUUUGAUAGCAUCAACCUGGACAGACUGCUGGAUGGUGAAUGCUGAUGAUUCCCUGGAGGUGAGCACAAAAUGCCGUGGCCUGUGGUGGGAAUGUGUCACAAACGUUUUUGAUGGGAUCCAAACUUGCGAUGAGUAUGACUCCAUCUUUGCCGAGCACCCUGUGAAGCUGGUGCUGACACGAGCCAUGAUGAUCACAGCAGAUAUCCUGGCAGGAUUCGGAUUUCUCUUCCUUGUCCUGGGACUGGACUGUGUGAAAUUCCUUCCUGAUGAGCCACUUAUCAAGCUGCGCAUCUGCCUGGUGUCUGGAGUUACAUUGCUCAUUGCAGGUCUCCCAGGCAUUACUGGCUCGGUGUGGUACGCUGUUGAUGUCUACGUGGAGCGCUCCUCUCUGGUCUUCCACAAUGUGUUUCUGGGAAUCCAGUACAAGUUUGGCUGGUCGUGCUGGCUUGGCAUGGCAGGGUCACUCGGCUGUUUCUUAUCCGGGGCCCUGCUCACCUGCUGCAUGUAUGUUUUCAGAGAGACCAGCUCUGGAAGACUCCACUCUGCUUACUCCUUGAGGAAAGGCUAUUUCUCAGCUGGGACAAUUGUAACAAAUGUGCAUUUGCCAUCCUCUCAAACAGCUACUGCCAAAAUGUAUGCAGUGGAUACAAGAGUGUGA